GAAAAAGUAAAAAGAGAAUUAAAAAGAAAAAAAAAGAAAUAAACAAAAAUUCAAAAAAAGAACAAGGAAAACGAACCAAAGUGACGAAUCUCAAUCAUGAAAUUGAACGUUGCGGAAUUAUCGAUGUUAACUUUACUUCUACCAUUAACAUCAUGCAAGAGUACUAAUUAUGAUACAAUAUCAUCAUCGUCAUCGUCAUCAACGUCGUCAUCAAAAUUUAAUUCAUCCGAGAAAUCUUCCUCGUCAUUGACAAUUGGCAGAUUAUCCAGAGGUACAGUCACCGACAUCGUUUCCAAAAAUAUAACCAUGGUUUUGGAAAAUCUUCUUAUGAAUUAUGAGAACAGUCAACUGCCAACACACGGGAAAGGAACACCGACGAUUGUCAAAACUAAUAUUCUGAUAAGAAGCAUGGGUCCUGUUUCCGAAUUGGAUAUGGAUUACUCAAUGGAUUGUUACUUCAGACAAUCUUGGCGUGAUUCUCGGCUUAGUUUCUUAGGACCCAUUAAAUCUCUCAGCCUUAGUAUAAAAAUGCUUGAAAGAAUAUGGCGUCCUGACACGUAUUUUUACAAUGGGAAACAUAGUUACGUGCACACUAUCACAGUGCCCAACAAGUUGCUAAGAAUUUCUCAAGAUGGUGAUAUACUUUAUUCCAUGAGGCUUACCAUUAAAGCUAAGUGUCCAAUGGAAUUACAAAAUUUUCCAAUGGAUCGACAAUCCUGUCCUUUAAUUUUAGGAAGCUAUGCAUACACAUCUAGACAAUUGGUUUACGAAUGGCAAGAAGGUUCUUCAGUAAACUUUGUUCCUGGAAUGGCUUUAUCCCAAUUCGAUUUAAUGGGUUCUCCUUACAGGAAUCUUACGUUUGUACGUCGCGAAGGAGAAUUUUCCGUUCUCCAAGUGUCUUUUAAUUUACAACGACAUACUGGUUAUUUUUUGAUACAAGUAUACGUUCCAUGUGUGUUGAUCGUUGUCUUAAGUUGGGUAUCAUUUUGGAUUCAUCGUGAAGCUACCAGCGAUCGUGUAGGUUUAGGUAUUACUACGGUACUAACACUUUCAACGAUUAGUCUCGAUUCAAGAACCGAUUUACCAAAAGUUAGAUACGCAACAGCCCUUGAUUGGUUUCUUCUCAUGAGUUUUGGUUAUUGCAUUGCUACCCUUUUAGAAUUUGCUGGAGUACAUUAUUUUACUAAGGUAGGAAGUGGUGAACUUCCAUUGGAUGAAGAAGAAUGGGAAAAUAUUUCGGAUAAGGAAUAUGAAGAUCCAUUUUGUACUAUUGCUACUUGUGAUUCUCAAACUAUUCAUCCAGAUAGUAUCAUCGAUGAGACUUCAAGAAGAAGUUCAGCUGUAUGCAGCAUUUAUAAUGAUUCGGUAACGUACAAUAGACGAUCUUAUCAACCCGUAACAAUGGCUGUUACAUCGAGACCAUCAACAAUGGAAAGACAGACGCAAACUGAACGACGAUUACCCAAAUGGAAACAAUUUUUAUAUUGUUUGGCAGGUGACGAUGAAUUCAGAAGACGAAGACAACGUGAAGCAGCAGGAAAUUGUCGUAAAUUUGGUGAACGUGUAGCGAGACAUAUUAAUAGUGUAUCAACAAUAGAUCGAGUAGCACGAGUAGUAUUUCCGGCAUCUUUUGGUUUACUUAAUGUAUGUUAUUGGGUUGUUUAUGUCACCUAUCAAGAAGAAUUUAAAUGGCAAGAUCCACCGAUCGGUUCGAAUUCUCGAUAAACAAAUAUAUCGAUUUAUAAUUAUA
Molecule: messenger RNA, 1750 nt
Organism: Polistes dominula (European paper wasp)
Lineage: Eukaryota; Metazoa; Arthropoda; Insecta; Hymenoptera; Vespidae
Product: gamma-aminobutyric acid receptor subunit alpha-6
Biological process (GO): monoatomic ion transmembrane transport
Cellular component (GO): membrane
Molecular function (GO): GABA-A receptor activity; extracellular ligand-gated monoatomic ion channel activity
Source: RefSeq, a predicted model, not a curated record